Molecule: messenger RNA, 3102 nt
Organism: Trichoplusia ni (cabbage looper)
Lineage: Eukaryota; Metazoa; Arthropoda; Insecta; Lepidoptera; Noctuidae
Product: nephrin-like
Exons: 20
Coding region: 174-2888 (904 amino acids)
Molecular function (GO): protein binding
Source: RefSeq, a predicted model, not a curated record
CUGUGAUCGAUUCACUUACGCAGUUAUAGCUUAGCCACGAGCUCCUCUUGAGAAAGAUUUCCUCUCUAAUUUUCCACAUUUUGUCAACAGCCUCGAUCGAGUCGCUCCACGCGCCGACAGGGGGCGGUGUGGAGCUACCGUGUGACGUCACACCAGCUCUCCCGGAUGACCGCAUGGGGCUCGUUAUAUGGUACAAGCAGGGGCACGAGUCGCCGAUAUAUACAUUGGACACUCGAGAAGGCGUGACGUCACACUGGGCGGACUCUACCCUGGGAGUGAGGGCCACCUUCAGGAGCGACACCAGACCUGCUGUGCUGGUUCUCACUAAGUUAAGACCAGAAGACAGCGGCCAGUACAGAUGUCGCGUGGAUUUCAUCAAGUCACCUACGAAGAACACACGACUCAACCUCACAGUACUGAUACCACCAGAGCGACUGAUAAUCCUCAACCACGAAGGUAACGAGAUUCGAGGAGGCGUCCUAGGACCUUAUGAUGAAGGGACAGAAGUCAACCUUACUUGUAUAGCUGUUGGAGGUCGUCCAACUGCUCGUGUGUCCUGGUGGAAGUCCCACGCUCUUUUGGCGAACUCCGAAGCGAGGGCUACCGUCUCCUUCAGACUCCAGAGAUCUGACUUCGGUACUGACGUCACAUGCCAGGCGGUAACCGAUCCGUUGAUAGCUCCCGUCUCGGAGAACAUAUCCAUCGACGUCAAUCUACGACCGCUAUGGGUGCGUCUCCAAGGCGGCAAGCGACCUCUGGUGGCGGGACAGAGCACUGAGCUGGUCUGCCAGGCUGUGGGGGCCAGACCUAAGCCGACGAUAUCCUGGUGGAAGGGAGGCACCAGGCUGAAGACUGUUAGAGAAACUACGUCAACGGAUGGCAACGUAACCAGCAGUAUCCUGACCUUCGUGCCAAGUAUAGAGGACGCCGGCAGGGUGCUGUCCUGCAGGGCUGUGCAGCCAAGUCUGCCGCACUCCACACACGAAGACGGCUGGAAGAUGGAAAUACAACAUCUACCGGUAGCAAAGUUGGAGCUUGGCGCCAACCUGGACGCCAGCAAAGUUGUGGAAGGGUCUGACGUCUACCUAGACUGCAGAGUACGAGCAAACCCGUGGCACAAUCAUGUGUAUUUUACGCAUAAUGGUGUUAUAGUGAAGCCUGGACAAGGAGUACUCCUGGCCAAUCAGAGUCUGGUACUGCAGAGGGUGUCCAGGAAGGCUGCUGGUGCUUACGUGUGCUCUGCCAGGAACAGUCUCGGAGAAGGAUCCAGUGAAAGCCUCAUUCUUGAUGUCAAAUUCGUGCCAACUUGCCAGUCAACAUCACCGAUAGUGGUGAGAGCGGCGCGAGGUGAAGUGAUCGACAUCGAUUGUGAACUGGAUGCUAACCCUAAGGAGCCGAUGUCUUACCACUGGUGGUUCAACAGCUCAGCUCACAGCAAACACGAACUGACAACAUCUCCAAUGACGACUGUACCUAACAUGCCAGGCACAUACAUUUACAUGGUGAACACUUCAUCAGACUACGGUUGGGUCCAAUGUUCUGGCACGAACUCCGUCGGUCGGCAGACCAAACCCUGCUUAUUUCAUAUCUUGCCAGCCGACAAGCCGUCAUCACCCAAAUCCUGCGAGAUCACUAACGUGACCUAUGACUCUUUGACCUUGAACUGCACUCCAGGACAUGACGGCGGCAUCCGACAGUCUUUUCUGCUAGAAAUCUUCGACAUGGCGACUGGUCUUCUCCUCCGCAACGUGACAAGUGAUGACCCUGAGUUCGAAGUCUCAGGGUUGUCAGCCAGCAACUCUCUCGCCGUCUCAGUGAGGGCUUUCAACAGAAAAGGCUUUAGCGAAGCCCUGACCCUCACUUCCAGCUUGCUGAAAUAUCCUCAAAGACAUACAGUUUUGCCCACAGCUCAAGUGCCAGUCAAGGUGGAGUUGACGACAGUACUGAUAAUAGUACUGGGGGCUGUCGGUGUAAUCGCGGCCAUGACAGGCGUAUCAGCUGUCAUCUUCUGCUGCAAAUACUGUAAAAGAGAGAAUAAGCAUGAAAAAGAUAAAAGGCAGCAAGAUGAGACAUCAAACAUACCGCUUACUGGUACAAAGGAAUCGGAGAGCGUCGAUAGUUUGGAUAAAAACCCUGAUAUAAUACCGCUAGACGGGAAAAUAAGCGACAGCUGUUCAAAUAAAUCUUCUACAACCGACUACAGUUCCAUACGACCGCUCAUAUCGAAGACGACAGAUAAAUACGACAUGUCUACGAAUUGCGACCGAUUUUACGAUCACAACAUCGAUCCCUGCAACCAAUAUAUUCAAGUAAGGCCAAUGGAAUACAGAAGGCCAACGUACGCGGCGACUUUACAGAUGCCCAACCUUGGCCCCAGUAUACAAAGUCUUGGGCCAAUGAGUAGCUUGCAUAUGCCAAAUGUUGGACCCAAUGAUUGUCAUAGACAGCCUUAUGAUAAGGUUUAUGAGGAUUGGCUGAAGUAUAAGAAUGCUUUGCCGUUGAAUACUAGUGGUUUGCUACCAGCUGAACAGCUGUUACCACCGGAGCUCUACGCGACGCCUCCCCCUCCAUCCCUCUACAGCAACCCAAACAGAAAUCCAUUAAAUCUGACUCAAAUGCCAGAACUAGAGCCUAGAUACCACCUGGAACCCAGGUCCUUAGCAAUGGACUCCAGAAGUUGUUCAAACUCGCCCCCAGUGAGAUUCAACCCAGAAAACAAUAGUGUCUAUUUCAGUAAAAGCGUAUUGGACAGAACAACUAAUACUCUGCCUCAUUUGAAGCCCAGAAUAAAUGGUAACUCGCCAACGCAGAUGCCAAGUGAGCCGAAAUGUGUGACAAAAACCAAUGACCCAAACUUAGAACACAAAGUUACAAAAGAGUGUGAUUGAAAAAAGUAUUGAAAUAAAUACUCAAUCUAGACUUAGACUGAGACUUAGGACUCAAGUUACAGGCUAGAUGUGCAGCCUAAAGACUACUAGUGUUAAAAAUGUAAAGUGUAUAUUUAAUGUGAUAAAAAUUCGGUAAAAGUCGUUUUGGACCCGUCCGUCAUUUCUUUUUGAUAAUUUCAUUUCAUUUUUGUCUAAAUACAUUCGAAAUACAACA